AUGAAAAAGUCUCAAACAUUCUCAAUUAUUGCUCUUUUUGGAUUGGCCGUUCAAACACUGAGUAAAACCACCGUUUCCAUCAUUCACGCGUUUCCAUCGGGUGUAUCACUGGAGAAUCUUGCCAUCGACUCAUCCAGGAACAGCAUUCUGGUCACCAGCAACAAUACUCCUUCUCUCUAUCAAAUCAAUCUCUCAUUCCAUCAGCAUCAAAAUAAUUCAGCAAAGGUGAUACACACAUUUCCCAACGCCACCGGCCUACUCGGAAUUACCAAAUACGCACCUGAUACCUUUGCGGUUAUUGUAGGCAGUUUUUCUAUUGCCCACAUUGGUCAGAAUACCUCCUUCUCGGUUUGGAGCAUUAAAUUCCUUAAUACUGGUUACUCCCACACCGCUGAGACCAAUAUUCAGGUGCACAAGAUUGCCGACAUCCCUGGGGCUCGAAUGCUAAAUGGCAUGACAUCUAUGGAUGAAAGCUCAGAGGCAGUCUUGGUUGGUGACAGUCUAGCGGGUCGAGUGUACAGAUUAUGUACUCGCUCAGGCGAAGUCAAGGUGGUUCUUGAAGAUGAUGAGACUAUGAAGCCAGAAAACCAUCCUGGGGAACAGAUCACAUUACGCUCAGUUGCCUUAAAUGGAAUCAGGAAGGUCACCAUCACCAACGAUCAUGACCAUGGGAACAGAACCUAUCUAUACUACAGUAACAGCAACAAAACUACCAUUAACCGGGUUUUGAUCGAUCCUCUUACUGGGUAUUCCAGAGGUCCAUUCACCACUUUGACAAGCAACGAUGGUAGUCUUUCACCAGAUGAUCUAGCGUAUAAUUACGACUCAGGUGAUGUCUAUUUUGCUGGUCACAUGGAUGACGUUGUUGUUAAAGUCGAUUCAGACAAAAAGGAAACAGUGUUGGCACAUGUGAUAGCUCCCAGCAGCCUGGUAUUUGAAGAGGGUGAGCAGAGCCACAUUCUCUAUUGCACAACUGCUGGUGGACCUGAGUUUGGGGCAGAAAGGGAAGGGGGGAAGCUCUUAUCAAUCCAGGUGGAACUGGACUACCAGUCGUUUUAG
Penicillium cosmopolitanum is the source of this 1059-nucleotide messenger RNA. RefSeq lists its product as uncharacterized. NCBI's taxonomy places the organism in Eukaryota, Fungi, Ascomycota, Eurotiomycetes, Eurotiales, Aspergillaceae. The transcript has a single exon. Bases 1 to 1059 code for a protein of 352 amino acids. The record is from RefSeq and is a predicted model, not a curated record.